Messenger RNA from Prorocentrum cordatum, 2150 nucleotides. Lineage: Eukaryota; Dinophyceae; Prorocentrales; Prorocentraceae. The record is from the annotation of a GenBank genome assembly.
AUGGUUCCUUAUCCAGUGCUCCCACCGUAGGAGCUGGAGCCAUGCCCUGGCCGGGAACUCGCGCUCAGGCAAUUCAGAUGGCGAGGCGUUGAUUCAUUUUGCCAUGGUCAAUGGGAAGCAACGACUGUUGGCCAGCUGCACGAUGCAGGCAAGCAGGGCCGAGUUGGCUCCGUCGAGGCCGACUCCACCAGUCAGGCAGGUCGAACAUAAGCAGAAGGGAUGGUGCCCAGGUAGUUCCAAACGUGAAGCGGAGAAACUGGAAGUUGGUAGACCUUCCGAGUUGGGAAAUGCAAGUAUACCGUAGUACAUACUUGCUCGAGCAAGGAGCCCGCGAUUGUGGACAGCAGAACACUUCGGGCUAGUCUGGGCAGGCAUCAAGAUUGCAUUGCACGGCUUCGGACAUGGGGGGGCUCUAAGAUGUUACUUGCUUGGCAGCAGAUGCUGGAUACUUUCGGAGAUCGUUGCUCCAACAAACUGUUAGAUCCCAGCCCUGGAGCUGCCGCUGAGAACACAGAUGUCGGGAGUGUCUCCCCCUUGGCCGAGGCUGGCUGACAGGAGAGGCGGCGGACUCAGCCUUUGCCGUUGCCCGCAGGCUCUCCUGCCUCUCGCGGAGCCUCUCGUGGGCCUCCGCGCUAUGCGAGGACGCACCCUGCGACAGUCAGCCCUUGCCCGCGGCGGCGACUUCGGUGUCGCGCUGGAGGCCGUGGGCCGAAGUGGGCCCCCACGUGCUCCGCGCGGGCUCGGGCACUCGACCACGUUUGGUUCGGCCGCCGCCGCUGCAGCGGCAUUCUAUUCCUGGUCUAGCUCACUGCGGACUGUCACGAGCUGGGCCUUGGUGUCCUCGGAGGUGCCGUCGGAAACCUUCGCGCUCGUGGAGUCCGGCAGGGUGACCGACGCGCUCGGGCCCUCGGGGAGCUUCUCCUCUCGGCAGCCGUUUGCAUCGCUGCACGGGGUGCAGCGGCGUGUUGGUUUUCGAGUUGCUGGACCUCCCCUCGGAGUCCAGUGUGCCGUUGGAGACGCUGCUCGCAGAGUUUGGCAUGUUCCAGACUAGACUUCUUGGAUACACUCCAGCGCCGCUGCCGCAAGAGUUGGUCGGCGAAGGGCUGGCUAUAUGUAUCAAUGGAGUUCCUCUGCAGCGCUUCAGAUUUCGCCUUGCGAAGGUCUUCGAGCGUUCACUGGUACUGACAGCCUUGCUGACCGACGGUCUUCCUCCAAAAGUCGGAGGCCUGAAUGCAGAUGGUGACAUGCUCCUUGGCCGCCACCUCUUCGGACGAGUCGGAGGCUGGAGGGACCUCCACGAUAUCCUAGGUGCUCGUCGCCUCGGUUGCGCCAGCGCCAGCAGCGGCCAAUUUGCUUGAUGGGAUAGGGCUGGCCACCAGAACCAUUUGCGGGUGCGGCACCCCUCGAGGAGUUCGGCUCCUGUGAGCUCAGACAAAAUUCAUCCGCACCAGGCUCAUCCAGUGCAGCCGGCGGCGUGGCACACGAUGCAGCGUUUCUGUGGGCAGCCGCCUCCCCAGUGCGAGGUGCUCGCAUCAUGGCCAGAGGCUGCGCUAGCUGGGCACAAGCACAGUAAAAGUGAGAGAUGAGGGGCUGCACGCCCAAUCCAGCCCUCGGCGGUCACCACUUAGUCGCGCUGGAAGACGAGGAGGUGGCCUCUGGGCUAAAAGGGCCACCGGGAGGAGGGAGUAGAGAACUCGGAAGGAACGGAGGCAACGAAAGCGCCACGACGUCGAGCAGCAGCAGGAGAAGGGCACGGAGACAGGGAGAUGCUAUUGUUGCGCCGCCCGAGGUGCGAAGGCCAACCAGUGACCAGGUACUGCCUCAGGAUGACAAAGUCACUCCUCUUCCUCCUCACCUUCCCCUCCCUCGUCCUCCUCCUUAUCCCCUGCUCCUGCUCCACAUCCCCCUCCGCCUCUUCCCUCCUGCUUCUCCAGGAUGACAGCCAGCUUCGGUAAGAUUAUGGCGAAGUGGGGCGACAGACACAAGCUGGACGCCGCGAACUUUCAGUUUUAUUUCAGGCAGAGCGAGCUGAAGCGGGAGGAGACCUGGGCACCAAGACUUGUGGCAUUUCCACAAACAUUCGCGCCGGAUAUGUUGCGGCUGUCGGCUUCUAGGGACGGGCUCCAUCGUCAAAUCUACUCGGAAAAGAG